Messenger RNA from Centropristis striata (black sea bass), 6892 nucleotides. RefSeq names its product kinesin family member 5A, a (gene kif5aa). Gene Ontology annotation, molecular function: microtubule motor activity; ATP binding; microtubule binding. Bases 1248 to 4382 code for a protein of 1044 amino acids. The transcript has 29 exons. The record is from RefSeq and is a predicted model, not a curated record. Lineage: Eukaryota; Metazoa; Chordata; Actinopteri; Perciformes; Serranidae. Gene Ontology annotation, biological process: microtubule-based movement.
AACAGCAAAAGUGUCAAACUAAAAACAUCCCAGUUAACAUUGUUUAUAUGUCAUUAAUAACUCAAUUACUAUUUUAAUCAGUAUUUAGUGCGAUGGUGUUCUUUACCUCUUAGAUCAUGUUUCAGUGAGGAUAAUUCACUUGUUUUUUAUUUUUUUAAAAAGCAUGUUAAAAGGUUUUUUUUGGGUACAUAACAUUGAUUUUUUAAAAAUUGUAUUAUACAUUUUUUCAUUUAUUUUUUUAAAUGAAAAAAUACUUUCAACUAUUUUAUUUUCUUUUUAGAAUUUUAAACUUUGAUAUGGGUCAAUUUGACCCGCAAUAUAAGAGGAGGGAUAAAGAGAGUAAAUGUAGGGGAUUCGUAAUGUCGUAAAGCCGCUAAAAAAAUUGACAUUGUGCUGCAUCAUCCCAGUCUAAUCAUCCGACACUGUGAGGCUCCUUCAAGGUAAGGCCUGAAGUCAUCUUUUAAUCAAUAAUAUCAUCUGCCUUUCCAUAAUGGCUUCUUAAGUCUUCCAAGAAACACAGUCAGGCAUCAGAGAGGGGGCCAAAGUAGGACUGAUUAGUCAUUGCAUGAUGGGGGGCCUGGCAGCAGCUUUACAGAAACUAAUCAAGUUAUUCUUCAUGGCUCUGUGAGGAUGUGACGCUGCAUUGUGGGACUCUGGUUUCCGCCUGCUAGUAGUGAGGAUGCCUGGCUGAUGAUGCUGGCUGUGGGUACCACUUUAAAGAGACGGAUGCGGACCACGCCCUUCCUUCACCCGCCGGUAGAGGGCGCUGUGGCGACCAAAGCAGGCCGAUCAUCAGCAGCUUUACCUCACUGCCCUUCCAGCAGCAUCUCACCUUCAACCGGCCUGACGCACAUCCACCGCCGCACCCGAAGAGGAAAAUAACAGAAAAACAAACGGGAGAGAAAAGACAGCGUCAAACAAAACCAACAAAGGGAAAAUCGAGCAACCUCAGUCAGAUGUUUGAAUGAUGUAGGCGAUCGUUUUGCGGUUUGACAUCUAAUUUAGCCUGCCCGCCUCUCUGCGACAAGGAAACACUGUCCAGCUGCGCAUAAAUUUAUCGCAUCCUCUCUCAGCUUGGCAGAAGAAAAGCGUCCAACCUUUCCAGAGUCCUCUCGACGUAGAAGGACGAAGCCACUGCGCAUCCCUCGUCGUUUAUUUUGACGGUCAGAUCGGGCCAGAUCAGCCCUCAGCAGCAUCUCUCCUCCGAGCAGAAAACCAGCAUCCUUCCUCCUCCUUGAAUCUGCGCAAUGGCUGAUGUCCCAGCGGAGUGCAACAUAAAAGUGCUGUGUCGCUUUCGUCCUCUCAACCAGUCGGAGAUUGUUCGCGGGGAUCAAUUUAUCCCCAAAUUCCAGUCAGACGACACUGUCACCGUCGCGGGGAAGUCCUACGUGUUUGACCGAGUGUUUCCGACCAACACCACCCAGGAGCAGGUGUACAACACCUGCGCCAAGCAGAUUGUCAAGGAUGUUCUGGGUGGAUACAAUGGCACUAUCUUCGCUUAUGGACAAACCUCCUCCGGGAAGACUCACACCAUGGAGGGCAAGCUGCACGACCCUCACCAGAUGGGAAUCAUUCCUCGCAUCGCUGAGGACAUUUUCAACCACAUCUUUGCAAUGGAUGAAAACCUGGAAUUCCACAUCAAGGUUUCAUAUUUUGAAAUCUACAUGGACAAAAUCCGUGAUCUUCUGGAUGUGACAAAGACCAACCUGUCUGUCCAUGAAGAUAAGAACAGGGUGCCGUAUGUCAAGGGAUGCACUGAGCGUUUUGUCUCCAGCCCUGAUGAGGUGAUGGAUGUGAUUGAUGAGGGAAAAGCUGCCCGUCAUGUUGCUGUGACCAACAUGAACGAGCACAGUUCUCGCAGCCACAGCAUCUUUCUGAUCAACAUCAAGCAGGAGCAUGUGGAAACCGAGCAGAAGCUCUGUGGGAAACUGUACCUGGUGGAUCUGGCUGGCAGUGAGAAGGUCAGUAAGACUGGAGCUGCAGGAGCCGUCCUGGAUGAGGCUAAAAACAUCAAUAAGUCUCUUUCUGCCCUGGGGAACGUCAUCUCUGCUCUGGCUGAGGGCACGAAAACUCACGUGCCGUACCGUGACAGCAAAAUGACCCGCAUCCUGCAGGACUCCCUGGGUGGAAACUGUCGCACCACCAUGUUCAUCUGCUGCUCUCCCUCCAGCUACAACGAUGCAGAGACCAAGUCCACCCUGAUGUUUGGACAACGUGCCAAGACCAUCAGGAACACCGCCUCCAUCAACCUGGAACUGACGGCUGAGCAGUGGAAGAGGAAGUACGAGAAGGAGAAGGAGAAGAACAAGACCAUGAAGGAAACCAUCCAGAAGCUGGAGAUGGAGCUCAACCGCUGGAGAAACGGAGAGGACGUGCCUGAGACGGAGCAGACUACGGCCGAAAUCGUGCCCCGCUUUGAGACCAUUGAGGAACGUCCCAUUUUGGACAACGACACCUCAUCCAUUGUGGUCCGCAUUUCCGAGGAGGAGCGGCAGAAGUACGAGGAGGAGAUCCGCAAGCUCUACAAGCAGCUGGAUGACAAGGACGAUGAGAUCAACCUUCAGUGCCAGUUGGUGGAGAAACUGAAGCAGCAGAUGCUGGACCAGGAUGAGCUCCUGGCCUCAUCCAAGGGUGAUGGUGAUAAGGUCCAGGCUGAGCUCGGCAGGCUGCAGGUGGAGAGCGACUGCGCCAAGGCCGAGGUAAAGGAGGUGUUGCAGGCUCUGGAGGAGCUGGCCAUCAACUAUGACCAGAAGAGCCAGGAGGUGGAGGAGAAGGGUCUGCAGAACCAAUUGCUGGCCGAUCAACUCUCCCAGAAGAUGGCCAGUCUGAUGGAGCUGGAGGCGGAGCUGUCACGUAUGCAGGAGGUGAGCGGGCAGCAGAGGAAACGCAUCGCUGAUGUCCUCAAUGGUCUCAUGAGGGACCUCAGUGAGUUCAGCACCAUCGUGGGAAAUGGAGAGAUCAAGCUGCCGGUGGAGAUUAGCGGCGCUAUCGAGGAGGAGUUCACCGUGGCUCGCCUCUACAUCAGCAAGAUCAAGUCGGAGGUGAAGAGCAUGGUGAAGCGCUGCCGCCAGCUGGAGAACAUGCAGCUGGAGUGCCACCGCAAGAUGGAGGAGACCGGAAGGGAGCUCUCCUCCUGCCAGCUCCUCAUCUCUCAGCAUGAGGCUAAGAUCCGCUCUCUGACGGAGUACAUGCAGAGUGUGGAGCAGAAGAAGCGGCUGCUGGAGGAGAGCCACGACUCCCUGAGCGAGGAGCUGGCCAAGCUGCAAGACCAGGAUAACUCUCUGCUUGAGGAGAACGAUGGAGAGAAGGGAGAGACUGAGGAGGGAAAUGUGAAGAAAGUUUCCCGUCAGCAGGGCGAGUCUCACCGCGGCCUCCACCACCAGCAGCUGGCCCGCCUGCGGGAUGAGAUCAACGAGAAGCAGAGGAUCAUUGACGAGCUCACCGAUCGUAACUCCAAGCUGGAGCUGGAGCUGGCUCAGGUCCGUGCUGACUUUGAACGUCUGAAGAGUCAGGACAACACCAAGAGCGAGCGCCUGGAGGAGCUCUCAUUCCUGCAUGAGCGCCACGAGCAGACUAAACAGGACUUGAAGGGUCUGGAGGAGACCGUCGCCCGCGAACUCCAGACCCUCCACAACCUGCGCAAGCUGUUCGUUCAAGACCUCACGUCGCGGGUUAAAAAAAGUUCCGAAAUGGAGCCUGAUGAUAGCGGGGGGUCUUGCACCCAGAAGCAGAAGAUUUCCUUUCUUGAGAAUAACCUGGACCAACUUACAAAGGUUCACAAACAGCUGGUUCGUGACAAUGCAGAUCUGCGUUGUGAGCUUCCAAAGUUGGAGAAACGGCUUCGGUCUACUGCUGAGAGAGUUAAGGCCCUGGAGACUGCACUAAGGGAUGCCAAGGAGGGCGCGAUGAUGGACCGCCGCCGCUACCAGCAGGAGGUCGACCGCAUCAAGGACGCCAUGAGGGCAAAGAGCGCCUUGAGACGCCCCCAUGCAGCACAGAUUGCCAAGCCAGUGAGGCCGAAGCAGAUGCCCGUUUGCUCCCCCACCAACCCGUUCUACACUUACAUCCGUGCCACUGAACAAGCAAACACCUACAGCAACGCCCUUUUCCAGAGCAGCGCGGCACAGCCGAGCGUUGCCAGCGUCAACUGCAACCCCAACUCUGUCCAGAGUAACACAGUUUCCACAGCGCUGGGCUACAGAGCAGGCAGAUAUACUGGAGACAUACUGGAGUCCUUCCCUCUCAACAUUGACAACGGCAACAGCAACAGCAUCAGUGAAACGAGAGACAUCAAUGACAACAGGAGUGAAGUUCACUGUGGCAGCGAGGUGGAUGAUUCAAACAGGCACUACAUCAUUCAGCAGGAGACCGCUGCAAGUUAAUGCCAUGAAGAUGACCAAACACUGUACCCGUCCAAGGACCCUCCCCUCCCAUCUGCAUGCAGCCUGUCUCUCCGUCCCUCCACUGCAUCAUUGAUGAAGAUGAUAAUGAAGAUCUGUAGCCCUGUAGUCUUCAACCUAGAUGAAGCCCCUCCAGCUCCCAUGGUGACCACCCUCAGGUUUGGGGUCCAGUCCCUACUAGUUCAGCCAGUGCAGGAAGAAAAUGUAAUUUUUUAUUUUAAUUUUAUUUUAAUUUUAAUUAUUUUUUUACACUUAAUCAACUCAUUGAUGUCUCUGCCAAUUAGUUUGUCACCAGAUAUCUCUGAUGCUGAGGUGGUUGAACUGAACUGGGUUUGACUCCAUCCCUGAUGACCAAGUUCACAUGUUGUAAAUAGUAGUGCUGUAUACUCCAGUAGAGGUUUUUGACCAGCAACUGUUUGUGUGAAUGCACAGCCUCCACCUCCCCCCCUGCACACAUCUUCUUAAGGGCAUCAUGCGGAUGACAUACUGUAGGCAGACGUGACCUUUUCCUCUGUCAUAAAUAAGAGUAUAGUGUGUAAUGCCAGCUUGUAACAGAAGACCCACACUCUGCAUGCAUGUCGCUUAGCGGGUUAGCUUUCAAAUCUUUGCAUGUGUCCUGAUUCCAGUCAGGAGCUGGUAUGCUGCGAGUGAACAGUCUGAUCGACUUGGACAGAUGUCACGCAGAGACAGAGAGAGCUGGUUUCCCUUAAUCCUGAUCACGGUCUCAGUGAUUUUCUAUUUUAAAGUUAAACUGGGCUGUUGUGUUAUAUGGGUCUAGUUUUAAUUUAAUAGAAGAGGACAUAAGGUGCAACAUACGUCAGGGAAACCGAGCCCCGAUUUACAGUCUGUGUCAAGGAAACCUGUUGUAAUUGCUUUGUACUGUGAUGUUGCAGCUGUAUGAUGCCAUUGUACAUUUCAGGUAAUGCUGCCCACAUCCAUUUAUUAUGGUUCCCUCCCUGCAUUGCACCCACACCCUGUGAGUCUUCAUACCGAGCCUUAACGAGCUGACUUCUCAUGAUCAAACUAACAUGCUGCCGUGUGCAUACAUUUGUAAUUACUACCUCUAGAGCUACUCAUUAUAUUACAGUAUACUAACAUCCUUUUAAAUGCUGAAUAAGAGCCGAUCGUAGAGUUUCUAGAGAAAGUUGCAACUUUAGUACACCAGUGGCUGUAAGUAGAUUUAAAUGCUCCUAUCAGAGCAGUAGUUAUCUUCAUUCAUACACAGAUUCCUCCUCCAUCAUAUAUCAGGAUCGGAGCUGGGCUGAAAGAGCAGAGGGGCAGAACAUUUGUGUUCACCAAAUCAGGGCAGGUCAGACAUAUCAAGGUGAUUUAUAUUGAUAUUUCUUUUUUUCUAGUGUAAAGUCACUCUACUCACAUACUUUCCCCAUGGAUCGAUUAUUGUACAGACCUACAAAGUACAGGCACCUAAAGUGUCUCUUAUAUGUCAUUUACUCAAUGAUCCAGUACUUUUUAAUCACAACCAUCAAAAGUCUGUUGAGAAGAGAGUUUCUGUAAACGAGUGCCCAGCUGAGCAGCCACCAGUUUGGGAUGCACAGACCGUUUGACAGAAGUUUGUUGCUGUUAUUGUUUGUUGCUGUUAUUCUUCUGUUACACAUCCUGACCAGCCAAUCAGGAUAGAAGAAAGCAGCAUGUCUGGGUGGGUGAGAAAGACGAUGCAGAUGUGUUUGGAUUGAACUGAGUCACUGAAUAAAAGGACAGAAUAGAGGGCUUUUUUAAAAAUGAAAUGUAUAUUAAGUUCAGUGUAUUAAGUGGCACGACUGGACUGUGUAAAUUAGACCAAAUAAGGACCCGAGUAUGUAAAGUGAAGGUCGUCCGAUCCUCAACAGCCUCAUUCAUGAUGGCACAGCUCUGUCUCAUGCUCUUUACUGGCAUUAACAACAUCUCAGGGCUUCACAUUCACCACAGCCACCAUGGAACAUCUCCACCGUCUUCUUCAUAGACUUUAAACCAUGAGAGUGCUGAUGAACAAUCAGGUCAGUGUGUGUUCUUCGAGGCUUAGCAGAUGAUAAAUCUGCAGAAAUAACAUCAUUUUUACUGUAUGACAUCUUCCUUCUAGCACAUCCAAAAAGAAAAAAAUCCCCUGGUCAGACCCUACUGUACGUGUCCAAGCAGACCCUCUAUUUGACAUCAUGUUUUAAGUAUAAUAAAUAAAUCUGAAGGAGGGAGGAUGUGUACUAUAUUGUCACCUGCUAUUCCACUGUCUGAUUUCAACAUAUCUAAAAUACAUGUGCUAUAUAUUGUUAAUCUUGUAAGUAAAAUAGCGUGCCAUGACAUAGUAAAAUGCAAAACAAAGGUACACGCUAACUUUGUUCAGAGAACUGUUUGUUUUAUUUAUUUCUGUAUGCCUAUACUGUAGCGUCAACAUGAUUAUGUGAAGAAUCACAGUUCUGUAUAUAUAGACUCAUCACUAUGCUGUAUUGUACGUGAACCAUUGUGUUGUAGUAAAAAGUUCAAUAAACUUGUAGAAAGGA